Messenger RNA from Drosophila bipectinata, 3327 nucleotides. Lineage: Eukaryota; Metazoa; Arthropoda; Insecta; Diptera; Drosophilidae. The record is from RefSeq and is a predicted model, not a curated record.
GGCAUUGUGAACUGUCACUUUUCGCCAGCGCUUCUCACCACAGAUUUUCGUUCGCAUUUGUGGGUGGCGGCGGUCGAUUUGCGCUGAUUUUGGCUGAAAAAAAACUGCUCAAUUUCUUACAUUGCACAAAAACGCACACCUGUGUCUUUCCAACCAAGCAGUUUGAGCAUAAACCAUCAAGAUGAUGUCCGAAUACUGGAUUAUAUCGGCGCCGGGCGACAAGACUUGCCAGCAGACGUACGACACCAUGAACAACCUCACCAGCAAGCAACACAAUCUGUGCAAUAACUACAAGUUCCACAUCCCCGACUUGAAGGUGGGCACCCUGGAUCAGUUGGUGGGUCUCUCCGAUGAUCUGGGCAAGCUGGACACCUACGUGGAGCAGAUCACGCGCAAGGUGGCCAACUACCUGGGCGAGGUGCUGGAGGAUCAGCGGGGCAAGCUGCUCGAGAACCUGAUGGCCAACAACAGUCCUGGGCCACCCGACGACAGCAUGCCGUGUCGCCACCACCAGCGCAUCAAACAUCUCAGCCUGCGACACCAGCGAAAACACCAGCACACGCACCACCAAAACAAACCCCAACACUACCAUCACCACCACCACCACCAGCUGCCCCAGGAUCUCAAGGGUAAAUGCAGUUCCAGUCAGCCGAUUACGACUCCCGUUGCCUGUUCACCUGCCACUCCCCCGCCCCCUAAUCUGCCGUCUUCUGCCGCUGCUACUGCUGCUGCCGCCUGCGCCUGUGUUUCGUCCUCCCCCGCCGCCGAGGCGCUGGCAACCGGAUCCGGAUCCGGCGGCAGCAUGACCAACCUCUCCACGGGCAACGAACCGGAGUUCGAGCCGUGCCCGUGCGACGAGUGUUUCGCUUGUGCCCCGCCCAGCACGAGUGCCACGGCCAGCACGCUCCUGGCGGAUGAGUGCUACUCGCAGACAGCAUCGUCCAUGCUGAGCGCCACCCGAUGUGCCUUGUCCACUGUGGCGGCCAUCGCCACUGGCAGCGGCCUGGGCGGCGGUCCGAGCACCAGUGCCGCUGCUGCGGCGGCCUCAGCCUCAGCCUCCGCCUCAUCGGCCUCGUCCGCCGGAGCAGCCUCGCAUCCCGCUCCCAGCUCCUGCUCGACUCUGUGCUCCUCGGCCUACUUCUCGACGUCGGCGCCCACAACCAGCAGCUCAGUGCAUAGCAGCAUGUCGCGCUCUAACAGCAAGCGGCUGAAUAACAACACUUGCAGCAUCAACAAUAACAAGCUCAGCUUCCGCAGCGGCAGCGGCCACGUCAGCCAGCUGCACCUGCCCACUCACCAAACCCAUCACCAGCAGCCCCAUCAUCAUCAUGCAGUGCCAGCAGCGUCGGCGCCACUGCAGUCGCCAACGCAAAAGUCCAUGUCGGAGGACGAGGGCGACGGCCCCAGCCCCGGCCUCGGCCCCGGCGAUGACGGCGGGCAGGAAACGGACGAGGACCCAAAGAGUCCCCAUAGCGUUCAGUCCGACCUCUCGGAAACCUUCGACUGGUGGUUCAAUAAGCCCAAGCGUAACUCUAAGAAGAGCAGUGCACCACAGUCACACGAAACAACACCGCAACACCAACAGACACAGAAUCAGACACAGAAUCAAAAUCAGAAUCAGAAUCAGUACCAACAAUACCAAUACCCUCACCUAUCCAAAGCAAUGACAUUUUGGCAUCAAGCAUCGACCACACCGCGCUCUAGUUAUCGCUCUUUCUUCAAUUCUCUUGCCGAUCAAAUUUAUAGCAAACGUUCUACACCGAGUCAAUUAAAUAUAAACAAUGGAUUUAAUUUAACACCAACACAUAGAUCGUCUCCAGUGAGUAGUUGUUGUGGCAGUAGUAGCCAGGGGCGAUCCAGUCCGGACACGGAUCCCGCCGAGCCGCCCGAGUUUCCGCUGAGUCCAGCCGAACUGCCCCAGUACUUGACCCGCUUCCAGUGGGACAUGGCCAAGUACCCCAUCAAGCAGUCGCUCCGCAACAUUGCCGACAUUAUCUCCAAGCAGAUUGGUCAGAUCGAUGGCGACUUGAAGACCAAGUCCCAGGCCUACAACAACCUCAAGGGCAGUCUCCAGAACCUGGAAAAGAAGAAGACUGGCAGCUUGCUGACCAGAAAUCUGGCUGAUUUGGUCAAAAAGGAGCACUUCAUCCUGGACUCUGAGUACCUGACCACUCUUCUGGUCAUUGUGCCCAAGGCCAUGGCCAACGACUGGCUGACCAACUAUGAGAAGAUCACCGACAUGAUUGUGCCCCGAUCCUCGCAGCUCAUCCAGGAGGACAACGACUACUGUCUCUUCAACGUGACCCUGUUCAAGAAGGUGGCCGAGGAGUUCAAGCUCCAUGCCCGCGAACGCAAGUUCAUCGUGCGUGACUUCGUAUACAAUGAGGAGGAGCUGGCCGCCGGCAAGAACGAGAUGACCAAGCUGAUGACCGACAAGAAGAAGCAGUUUGGACCUCUGGUGCGUUGGCUGAAGGUCAACUUCAGUGAGGCCUUCUGCGCCCUGAUUCACGUCAAGGCUCUGCGCGUGUUUGUGGAAUCUGUCCUGAGGUACGGCCUGCCCGUCAACUUCCAAGCCAUCUUGAUCGAGCCCAACAAGAAGAGUGUGAAGCGCCUGCGCGACGUUCUCAACCAGCUCUACGGCCACCUGGAUGGCGCCUCCGCCGGCGGUGCUGUCAGCAGUGCUGAUAACGUGGACAUCCCCGGCCUGGGCUUUGGACAGUCGGAAUACUAUCCCUAUGUGUUCUACAAGGUCAACAUCGACAUGGUGGAGCAGGCCAAGGUCUAAAGAGCGUCCGCCCGCCCCCCAAACAUUGCAUACAUCCUCCAACCACACAAAAAAAUUUACACUUUACUACAAAAAGCCUACAACUUAAAAUCAGCUAAACCAUUCGCAGUCUUGAAAAGAAACAAAAUUAAUAGAUUACUUUAAAAUAAUUUUAGUCAUUGUUAUCUAAUUAUUGUUGUUAUUUAUGUUACGCGUUGCUGCAAUCUGUUUUGAAAUCCAUCAAUCCCGGCCAUCUCGAGAUGAAGCCGAGAUGAAGCGCGUCAACAGACCAAACUCGUUUGCAAUCACCCAAGAUCAAGAUCUUGUAGAACAAUUCGACCCGAUCGUUCUUUGUCCCUCUUCAGUUCGCUAAACAGUAUUUUAUGUUGUUCUUAUGCCUUACUAUGAUUAUGAAAUGAUAAAUGAACAGAAUGUCUAAUCCGUCUAGCCAAAUUUACACACAUUGUCGCUAAGGCUUCGGCUUACUAUAUCUUUUUUGUUUGUUUGUUUGUUUUGGUAGCUUUACAAUAAACACUUGAGUUACAUUUUAUUUUUGAAAACAA